Puntigrus tetrazona (Sumatra barb) is the source of this 678-nucleotide messenger RNA. RefSeq names its product kinesin-like protein KIF6. The record is from RefSeq and is a predicted model, not a curated record. NCBI's taxonomy places the organism in Eukaryota, Metazoa, Chordata, Actinopteri, Cypriniformes, Cyprinidae. The transcript is spliced from 9 exons. Bases 8 to 643 code for a protein of 211 amino acids.
GCAUUUGAUGACCAGAAAAAUAGAAAUGAAAUUAUCUGUGGGUCAGCAAGAGGCAUUUGAAAUCUUUUUGAGAGACCAUGAAGAUCGUUUACUAAUUGAAAACAACAGAGCUGUUUUGCAACAAAGGUUUGUUGAAGCAAAAACCCUUGGUGAGCAAGUUAACCAGAUUAGGAUCAGAGUCAAUGAACUGAAGUCCCAGCUGAAAAUUAGACGAAAGCAAAUAGCAGCCCAAGGCUUAACAGAAAACCAAACAGCAUCAGAGUCAGACUAUGUUGAGGAAAGAAUUCUUAACCAGAUAGAAGAGGAAAAGAAAAGUUAUGAGAUCAAAUCUGGGUGUUUAAAAGGGUUGAAGACAGAAAUUGAACAUCUACAGCUGUUGCAUGGAAAGUUGAAAGUGAAACUUCAAAAGGACUUUGAGAAAUGGUGGACCCAGGAAGGCGCUAGGCUACAGGGUCACAGUGCAGAGAACACAGAAAGCAGUCCCGACAGCCCUCUCAGCUGCUUGUUAACCAGAGCCUUGCCCCCAGCUGAAUACUCAUCUCCCUCUAUUCCUUUAACUGGACAUAAAGAGACUGAUGCUGAUAUACAGGCCUUUAUCAGAGCCAGACACAACCUGGUCAACAACACAGGAGCGGCAAAAUAAGAACAUUUCUAAUUAAGAACAGAGGAGGACAAAAA